AUGCUAUUAAAAGAAAUUGCUAGGUUUUCAUUGCAACAUCGAACUCUGUAUUGCUAUUUGAUACUGAGCAUUUGGAUAUUUUUGCUGAUAGCAGGCAUGUACAAGUACAUCGGUUCCAUAGAAAACGGUAAUAAUCUACUGAGCGCGAAGGGAUUCGGAUAUCGCAAGACGGAAUCCUACCUUGUAGGAGAAGGAGAUCCGACGGGAAGAAACAGAGUUAGGGAAAUUAAUCAGACCGACUGUACGCAUCCUUAUGCGAUUGUAACGGGCGAGGAAGGUGGUUCGUUGGAGGGUUGGACAUUGCAGGGCGUAUUGCUGCUAAUACGUCACGGUGACCGUGGCCCAAUGGCACAUGUGCGAGGAAUCAAUGAGGUUGAUUGUGGAUACGAAAACGAUCCUUCUCUGGCCAGAUAUAUCACCUUCCUGCAGAAUACUACGACAGCAAGUACUAGCAGUGGGCACUGGAUGAAAAUGGGCCCUUUCCACGGAUUUCCCCUACUGCCGGCCGCGACAAAGGUAUGCUUGUUGGCGCAGUUAACGCACAAAGGAAUUGCACAGAUGCUACACGUGGGCGAUAUAGUUCGACAAGCUUACGCGAAUGCUCUCGGUCUAUACGCACGUGUGCCGAUGAGUACACCGAGAACCACACCAUAUAAUGGCACGGAUGGUGCAUCGAAUCCAACGUCUGGUUUUCAGUACGUGGUGGAUGAUGUCGUCAUAUACUCUACGCGCUAUCGUCGAACGUUUCAAUCGGCAAUGGCUUUACUGUUUGCGGUUCUACCACCCGAGAAGUGGCUAGCAAUGCAGAUACAGGAAAGUCACAGCUUGUCUUAUUGCUUCUCGGAUUGUGCCUGUCCCCAGGCGGAAAAGUUGAAGAAACAGCUGGCGAACGAGAUGAGUGGCCAUCUGGCAAAACAUCCCGCCAUUGGUGCGAUAGUGCAGUGGAUAGGAGCGGCCUUGCUACAGAAUCCACAGGCGGCGGGACAACAGAUAAAUCCACUCGAGAUACGUGAUGCACUGCUGGCCCAUAUUUGCCAUGGAGCCCCUUUGCCUUGUCGGAAGAUUCACAGCAAUGUCCAGACAGUGGAUGGACAUCGAUAUGGGUCUAAAGCUCCGAUUAGCUCAACGCAAGACCCACUCGGUCUGGAUGUGAUCAACAUCGAUCUGGAUGAACCAACGCUUGGUGGAGGGUCUGGGCCACCCAUCAACACGGAACAACCGGAUGAUUCGGAUACGACGGAGCAGGAGCCGGAAAUUGAAGGGUGCGUUGAGAAGAGUCACGUGCUUGCCUUGAUGUCAUACAUCCACUGGGCAGGCAUGAAGGAACUGUACAGCCAAUCAAUGCGCCAACAGGGACUGUUGCGAUCGUACGGGCUGAUGAGGAAUAUCGUUGCGUACAUGCUGCGUAUGAUCUCCGGCGAUCGGGUAAAGUUUGUUCUUUACUCUGGACACGAUAAAACAAUUGAGUAUUUGAUAGCCUCGCUUGGCGUACAGCUGGAGAAUCCAUUCAUACCGUACGCAUCGCGGAUGGCUUUUGAGGUGUACAAAAGCGAGAAGGAUACGCAGUACUAUUUUCGUUUAGUUUAUAACGGCCGCGAUGUCACGAACACUAUAGACGUUUGCGAAAGCGGUAAAAGUCUAAAUGUACCGAGAGGUAUUCGUGGUGGACGGGGGCAUCUUUGUCCAAUCGAAAACAUUAUUCGGUUCAUUCACGAUGAUUACUUUCUGUCGCUUAAUGCUACCAACUACAAGGAUGCUUGUCUCGCGCAGACAAAGCAGGAAGGAUUUUUCUAG
This is a messenger RNA of Anopheles marshallii, 1794 nucleotides long. RefSeq names its product 2-phosphoxylose phosphatase 1. The record is from RefSeq and is a predicted model, not a curated record. Lineage: Eukaryota; Metazoa; Arthropoda; Insecta; Diptera; Culicidae. Gene Ontology annotation, biological process: dephosphorylation. Bases 1 to 1794 code for a protein of 597 amino acids. Gene Ontology annotation, molecular function: phosphatase activity. The transcript has 2 exons.